Molecule: messenger RNA, 7798 nt
Organism: Fukomys damarensis (Damara mole-rat)
Lineage: Eukaryota; Metazoa; Chordata; Mammalia; Rodentia; Bathyergidae
Exons: 38
Coding region: 83-6175 (2030 amino acids)
Biological process (GO): negative regulation of complement activation, classical pathway
Source: RefSeq, a predicted model, not a curated record
CCCGCCUACUUCUAUCAGAAACGGCCGGAAAAGUAACCAUGCUGGACCCAUACCUCUUAACACUGUAUUUUCAUACUCGUGCAUGUAUGGCUUCCGCAUCAUUGGAGAAAGAGUUGUCCAUUGUAUAAGUAAAGACGGAGUGAAUGGGAUCUGGGAUAAAGCUCCUCCUCGAUGUGAAUAUUUCAAUAGAAAUACUGUUUGCUCUGAGCCUGUCGUUCCCGGGGGGCACCGAAGUGAAGGAAGACCACCAUACAUACAUGGGAGUUCUGUGACAUUCACCUGUAAUACCAACUUCACCAUGAAAGGAAAUAAGUCUGUUUGGUGCCAAGAAAAUAAUACCUGGGGGCCAACACCACUGCCAGUCUGUGAGAGUGAUUUCCCUCUGGAGUGUCCACCACUUCCCCAGAUUGCCAAUGGAUACCACACAGGGAAAGACAUUGACCGCUUUGCCCCUGGAUUGUCUGUGGCUUAUGGCUGUAACUCUGGUUACUUGCUUGAAGGACAAAAGACAAUUAAGUGCUUAUCUUCGGGAGACUGGAGUGCUGCCUUUCCCGUGUGCAAAGAGGCACAGUGUGAACCUAUAAGACAAUUUCCCAAUGGGCAAGUCACGGAGCCCUCAAGUCUUCGUGUUGGUAUAACCGUGACAUUUUCCUGUGAUGAAGGGUACAGAUUACAAGGCUAUCACUCUAGUCAGUGUGUGAUCGUUAAAUACAGAGCGACUUGGACCAAGAAACCAACGUGUGAAGAAAUUCUCUGCCCACCACCUUCUCCUAUUCUCAAUGGAAGACUCAGCUCUCCAACAAAUGUUUCAUAUGGAAGCACCGUGACUUACACUUGUGACCCAGCCCCAGAGGAGGGAGUGAGCUUCGUCCUUAUUGGGGAGAAAACUAUCCGGUGCACCAUGGAUAGUCAGAAGAGAGGGACCUGGAGUGGUCCCUCCCCACACUGCAAACUUUCUACUGCUGUGGUCCGGUGUCCUCAUCCCCAGAUCCUAAGAGGUCAAAUGCUAUCGACGCAGAAAAAUCAAUAUGCCUAUAAUGACACUGUGGCAUUUGCUUGCGAGUCUGGCUUCACCUUGAAGGGCAGCAGGAGAAUCCGAUGCAAUGCCCAGGGCACAUGGGAGCCCUCAGUACCAGUCUGUGAGAAGGAGUGCCAGGCCCCUCCUCAGAUCCCCAACGGCCAAAAGGAAGAUGGACACAUGGUCCAGUUUGUCCCAGGCACAUCCAUAAAAUACAGCUGUAACCCCACUUAUGAGCUGGUGGGAGAGGAAUCCAUCCGCUGCACCCCUGAGGGGAAGUGGACACCCACUCCUCCCCUAUGCAAAGCGGCAGAAUGUAAACCAUUAGGACCUCAACUCUUUACAAAACCUCGGGAUAGAUUUGUUAGACCAGCUGUUUAUUCCACUUGUGUUGAAGGGUACCGACUGGGUGAGAAUGCUUAUCAGCUGUGUCAAGGGACACCUCCGUGGUACAGGGAGACGCGGCUCUGCGAAGAAAUCAGCUGCCCACCACCCCCUGUUAUCCAUGAUGGGACACACACGGGGAGCUCCUCCGAAAACGUCCCAUACGGAACCACGGUCGCUUACACGUGUGACCCCGGGCCAGAGAAGGGAGUGCGGUUCGACCUCACCGGGGACCGCACCAUCCGCUGCACCAGCGAUGAUCAGGGCAGAGGCGCCUGGAGCGGCCCUGUCCCCCGGUGCGUGCUGUCCCUGCCUGCCGUGCGGUGCUCAGAUCCCCGCGAUGAACACGGGUACAAGCUCCCCGGCAAGGAAGCCCCGUACUCCUACAAUGACAGUGUGACAUUCAAGUGUGACAGUGGAUAUGUCUUGAAGGGUAGUGGUCAGAUUCGUUGCAAAGCUGAUAACAGCUGGGACCCUGAACUACCAGUCUGUCUAAAAGAAGGCUGCGAGCCUGUGACAGAACUUCCGGCUGGCUCCCAGGUGGAGCUUGUGGACGUAACCUGUGGAGAGGGGUCUCAGGUGACUGGAUAUGCUUAUAAGAAGUGUCAAGAUGCCAAGAACAGAGUCUGGUUUCAAAAAAGUCCGCACUGUGAAGCUGUCCAGUGUCAGCCCCCACCACGGACUGCCAACGGGCGACCCAGAGGCGCACUGGAGAAACGCUUCCUGUAUGGAAACGAAGUCUCCUAUGAGUGUGACCCGGGCUUCUACCUCUCGGGAGAGGGAAGCCUGAAGUGCAGAACGAAUGCUGAAGGGCACGGAACUUGGAGCGGGCCUCCCCCGCAGUGCUUGCGCUCGCCCCCUGGAACUCACUGCCCGAGCCCAGACAUCAAACACGGGCACCCACUCAACGGGACCCGGGAGUCGUACUCUCACAAUGACACAGUGUGGGUUGCUUGCAACCCGGGCUUCAUCAUGAAAGGCAGUCGCCUUAUAAGGUGCCAUACAGAUAACACAUGGGUACCGGCGAUACCAACCUGCAUCCGAAAGGCUUCCUCAGAGUGUCCACCUCCGGGCGCAGUCCCCAACGGGAACCAUACUGGCGGAAAUGCGGCGCGGUUUCUCCCUGGGAUGUCGGUGCUGUAUGCCUGUGAGCAGGGCUAUGCGCUGGUGGGGGAGCCCCUCCUCCUGUGCACACACGAGGGGGCGUGGAGCCACGCUGCCCCACGCUGUGAAGAGGUCAACUGUAGCGCCCCUGAGGACACAAACGGGAUCCAGAAGGGGCUGGAGCCCAGGAAGAUGUACCAGUAUGGGGCCAUCGUGACCAUGGAGUGCGAAGACGGGUACACCCUGGAGGGCAGCCCCCAGAGCCAGUGCCAGGACGACCAGCAGUGGAACCCGCCUCUGGCCACCUGCAGGUCCCGUUCGUCUGAUCCUCUGUUUUAUGGUAUUUUCCUAGGCCCUGGACUUCUUCUCUUGCUGGUCAUUGUCACGUUAUGCAUGAUAUCAAAACGCAGAGAACGCAAUUAUUAUACAAAUAAAAAGCCUAAAGAAGAUCUUCGUUUAGAAACACAAGAAGCCUAUUCGGUUGAUCCAUACAAUCCAGCAAGCUGUAGAAGGUCAAUUAAUCUGCUGGGGAUAAGACUGGGAGAUAUGGCAGAGGUUAAGGAUCAAGCGGGAGGCCUUAAGCGGCGAAUUGAAAGUCGAAGGCUGAAUGACAGGCCUAUACUUGACCCACUGCAGAUAUUCCUUAUUUGGCGACCAGCCUGUAUAACAAUUGUUCCAUCUGAUGACCCCUGCUCAGACUUACGAUGCAGGAACCUGAGCGGCAGUGUGGUCUUAUGGUUUCUUCUUCUUCUGCAGCACAGCACUGAAAAAGCAGUCAUUAAACAAGGAAAGUCUGUAGUCACACUGACAGGGCAUGAGCUGACAGUUUCGAAGACUCAGCCCCAGGGCCAUGGCCUGGUCACUGUCAGCAGACGGUGCAGGGCGAGUUACUGGAAAUUACACUGCUGUGAGUGUCGGAAUCACCAUGGAGCAGUCGUGGAACAGGUGGACACGAGGAACGGAACACAGCAGAUGGCAGGAGAUGAGUCCAAAGGGAAGAGGCAGCGAGCGCCUCUUCUGAUUGCACCUGAUUGUUCUUUUUCUCCUUUGGCCACAUCUACAAAGUAUAAUGAAGAGAAAGGGGGAGAUGGGUCUGAAGUUUUGCCUUUAACCCCCACGUCGCUGUGGUCCCAAUCUCCAGGUCAGUGUGAAGCUCCGGCACAGCUUCCAUCUGCCAAGCCUGUGAAUCCAAUCGAGAAGUCUCAGUUUCCCGUUGGAACAUCUUUGAAGUAUGAAUGUCGCCCUGGUUAUAUCAAGAGACAGUUCUCCAUCACCUGCCAGAGUGACUUAUCCUGGACGAGUGCUGAAAACAUGUGCCAUCGUAAAUCAUGUAGAACUCCUUCAGAUCCUUUGAACGGCAUGGUGAAUGUAAUCUCAGGCAUAUUGUUUGGAUCCCAGAUUACCUACAGUUGUAAUUUAGGGUACCGACUUGUUGGGGCCUCCUCUGCCAUGUGCAUACUCUCGGAAAAUACUCUUGAUUGGGAUACUGAACCGCCUGUUUGUGAGAAGAUUCCGUGCGAGCCGCCCCCGGCCAUUGCCAAUGGAGAUUUCGUUAGCACCGACCGAGAAAACUUUGUCUACGGAAUGGUGGUGACCUAUCGGUGCGAUCUUGGAGAAAGGGGGAAGAAGGUCUUUGAGCUCGUGGGGGAGCCCAGCAUAUACUGCACCAGCGAGGAUGACCAAGUGGGCGUCUGGAGCGGGCCCGCCCCUCAGUGCAUUGCGCCUAACAAGUGCACACCGCCGCGUGUGGACAAUGGGGUCAUGGUGUCUGAGAACAGAAGCUUCUUUUCCUUACAUGAAAUCGUGGAGUUUACGUGUCGGCCCGGCUUCGUCUUGAGGGGGCCCUCGCAUGUGCGGUGCCAGGCCCAGAACACGUGGGGGCCGGAGUUACCGAGCUGCUCCGUGGAGAAAGUAUGUGACGCCUUCCCAGACCAGCUCCCCCACGGUCGUGUGCUAUCUCCGCCUAAUCUCCAGCCUGGAGCAAAGGUGUCCUUUGACUGUGAUAAAGGGUAUCGACUCAUUGGCAAGUCAUCUGCCGAAUGUGUCAUCUCGGGGAGCGCUGUCAGCUGGGACUCACAGCCACCGAUUUGCGAACAGAUUCCGUGCGAGCCGCCCCCGGCCAUUGCCAAUGCAGAUUUCGUUAGCACCGACCGAGAAAACUUUGUCUACGGAAUGGUGGUGACCUAUCGGUGCGAUCUUGGAGAAAGGGGGAAGAAGGUCUUUGAGCUCGUGGGGGAGCCCAGCAUAUACUGCACCAGCGAGGAUGACCAAGUGGGCGUCUGGAGCGGGCCCGCCCCUCAGUGCAUUGCGCCUAACAAGUGCACACCGCCGCGUGUGGACAAUGGGGUCAUGGUGUCUGAGAACAGAAGCUUCUUUUCCUUACAUGAAAUCGUGGAGUUUACGUGUCGGCCCGGCUUCGUCUUGAGGGGGCCCUCGCAUGUGCGGUGCCAGGCCCAGAACACGUGGGGGCCGGAGUUACCGAGCUGCUCCGUGGAGUGUCAGCCGCCCCCCAAAGUCCCGCAUGGGCAGCACACCCCCAGCAGCGAGGACUUCUCCCCCGGGCAGGACGUGUCCUAUAGCUGCCAGCCGGGCUUUGACCUCCGAGGGGCCACCUCCCUGCACUGCACCCCCCAGGGGCACUGGAGCCCUGCGCCCCCAUCUUGUGUAGCGAUAUUAUGUGAUAUCUUCCCAGACCAGCUCCCUAAUGGCCGUGUGGCUUUUCCACCGAACCACCAGCUUGGAGCGAAAGUGUCCUUUACUUGUAAUGAAGGGUUCCGAUUAAAAGGCAGCUCUACUAGUCAUUGUGUCUUGGAUAGAAUGCAAAGCCUGUGGAACAGCAGUGUUCCUGUGUGUGAACAAAUCUUGUGUCCAAACCCUCCAGCUAUCUUCAAUGGGAAGUACACAGGCACUUCUCUGAGGGAGUUUCCUUAUGGAGAAGAAGUAUCUUAUGCGUGCAACCCCCAAGCAGACCGAGGGAUGACCUACAGCCUCAUUGGGGAGAGCACCAUCCGUUGCAUAAGUGACAGUCAAGGGAAUGGGAUUUGGAGUGGCCCUGCCCCUCACUGUGAACUUUCUGUUCCUGCUGCAUGCCCACAUCCACCUAAGAUCCAGAAUGGGCAUCACAUUGGAAAGCAUGCAUCUUCCUAUCUUCCUGGGAUGAAAUUCCUCUACACUUGUGACCCUGGCUACCUGGUGGAGGGAUCUGACUUCGUAUUCUGUACGGACCAGAGAACCUGGAGCCGACUUGAUCAUUUUUGCACAAAGGUAAAGUGUAGUCUCUCAAAUGAGCUUAUGAAUGGAGUCCUGGAGGAGCUCACACUGAGAAGAGAAUAUCACUAUGAAGAUGCCGUCACGUUGGUGUGUAAGGCUGGGUUCACCCUGGACGGCAGGGCCCACAGCCAGUGCCAGGCAGAUGGCAGAUGGAAUCCUCCCCUGGGCAGGUGCACCUCUGACUCACAUGUUCCCAUGAUUGUUGGCCUUUCCUGUGGUGUGAUCCUCUUCAUUCUUGCCAUAAUUGUUUUCUGUUGGAUAUUUCUAAAGCGCAAGAAACGCAAUGAAAGAGUUGAAAAAACUAAAGGAGCAGAUGUCCAUUUGUGUCCUCACGAAAAUGACUGUGUCCGUCCUCAAGCUCAGCUAACAAGUCAGGAAAACAGCAGUGGCCUUCUUUAACAAAGUGCUAGAAAGCUGCUGGAAAACACCUCAGAUCACAUGUUGCUUGGAGAGGCGCCAAUUCAUCGCAACAGAGUAAGAUCCGAGAUUCCUGAAGUCUUGGAAGCGACUUCAUAGAGAUGCAGACGGGUCCCCCGGAGAUGAAGAUGUAAAAGCUUUUCCAGUAUCCAGCAGAGCAGCCCCUCUGUCUGUCACUGUCCCUCCCUAACCUCUUUGCCUCCAGCUAGGGAACGAGACUGCACUUUGAAUGUAGAAAAUAGUUUUGUUUAUUUAUAGGAAGACACUGUUGCCUAGGAGUUCUGGUUUACAAGUCUGUCAUUUCUCUUUCUUACUUUAAAAUGUUUGGAAUGUGAAGUGGGCUGAUUACGUAGAAUUUGAAAAUGAAGGGAGAUAAAAAUAAAUAAAUUAGCCACUUAUACUACUCAGUGGUAACUACUGUUAUUACUUUAGCUCAUUUUCUGCCAAUCUUUUUUAUAUAUGUCUCUUUGUACACACACCUAUCUUUCUUAAAUAAUUCCUCUAUUUUAUAGAGUCUACACCUUUAGACAAAUUGGAGUUAAAAAAUAUAUAUAUAAAUUUUUUACUUUCUCUAUGGAAUGAGAGUGAAUUUUGUGUACUGAAAAGGCAUUAGAUAGUUAUGGAAAAGAGUGGUCAAGGGUAAUCGGGAAGUAUCCAAAAAAGGUCUGAGUAUUUUCUAAGUUCUAUUUCAAAAGCAUUUUGUAUCUUGUUUUGUAUAAAUAUGUGAAAAGUUGAAAUAAAAGAAUUCUAAUUAUAGAAGCUUAUUUUGUAUGAACUGAGAAUACACUAGAUUAACUAAAAAACAUAACUUUUAGGAAUUUAUCAAUGAGUACCCAAAGGGCUAAGUUCUGGUGCCUUAUUGCACAGUGGAAAAUCAUAGCUAACAAUAAUCUAUUAUAUAUCCAAAAAAGAGCUAGAAGAAAAGACUAUCAGUAUUUUCACUACAAAAGAAUGAUGAAUGCUUGAGAUACAUUUAGCCUCCUUUGAGUAUUACACAGUGUAUGUAUACAUGUAACAAAACAUCAUACGGUUUCUCAUAAACAAGUAUAAUUUUUGUGUCAAUUUUUAAAAAUUUUUUUCAAAUUCUUAUAGUUUACUUUAAAAAUAAGCCAUUCCAUAUCUUUAUAAAACAAAAAUUGGUUAUUUUAAGAACCAUGCUAAUAAUCUCUAGGAAAUAUCAGAACAGACGCACAUAACAGCUUCAUAGAAUUAUCACUAAUUGCUGUGUAAGUUCAUGUUUUAGUAGCUGCUUUAAUGUGUUCUUUCAUAUGUCUCUUGACACUGAUAUAAGGGUGUGUUACGACUGUGUCUAGACAUCUCCAGAAAGCCUCAUGUGGUCACAGGCGGGGCUUUUUAGAGGUGGCUGGUUCUAGAGUGUGUGUUUUUUCAUGGUGCAAGGCUGGGAUUAAGGAUGGGUGAUUACUAAAUCUGUCCACUGAUUGUUUGGCACCAUCCUAAUCCCAGCAGCCUCGAUAGAGUAUAAAAGGAGCAGCAGGAAGCCGCUGAGGUUGCUUAUUGGUCCCCUUGCUUGCUUUGUCUCCUUCUGCCCACCAUGAACUGUUUCUCCUCUGCGAUGCCUGUCUGCCAGGCCUCCCUGCCUUAGAA